UUAUUAUUCAGGAUGGCAAGUUCCUAAUAUGAGUUGAUCUCUGUAGGGAAUUAUUCUAUAAGAAAAGGAGAAAAGAUUGGAAAAGGACAAUGGGGGUCCAUUUUUAGUGGUGAGAUAGUGCAAAGUAAAAAAAAAAUUGCCAUAAAAUAAUUAUUGGAAUUAACAAAAUAAGAGGAGAUCAUUCUAUAGAAACUUAAAGGAAAAAAAUUCGAUCAUAUUGUUGAAGUGCUUACUUAUGAAUAAAAAUAAGAUGGGAAUAUCUACAUUUUAAUGGAAAUUGGGAAGGAGGUUAACAUUAAAGAAGUUGAGAAUAAGGAAGAAACUUUUUUACAAGUAAUAUUCCUUACAUUACUUAGAUGGUGAAGGGUGUUCAAUAGUUUCAUAAAUUGGGAUUUUUUCAUAGAGAUCUCAAACCUGAAAAUUUUGUAAUUUGUGAGGAUGGUUGGAUAAAAUUGAUUGAUUUUGGGAUAACAAAAGAAAUUAAAGAAAUAAUUUAGACUAAGCAGAUAGACACUUUUCAUUAUUUGGCCCCAGAAGUGCUGGCAUUUGAUAAUUAUGACUAAUUUGUUGAUCUAUGGUCUUUAGGAAUAAUAUUUUUUGAAAUUCUUACAAGAAAAAAUUUUUUUGAGGAUUCAAACACUUAUCUUGAAAUAUUGUUAAAAAGAAUUGAAAUUACUUAACUCUAAAUUAACACUAAAAUAAAAGAACACAAUUUGAAAAAUUGGUAGGUGAAAAUUCUUGAGAAAAUGAUUGUUCAACGUUUAGACAAGAACAGAGAGAUUAAUACAAAUAUCAAAAGGAUAGGAAUAGAUGCUCUUGUAGAAGAACUCGAAAAGUAUUGCCCUUUUAAAUGGUAAGAAUAAGCUGAGGAUGUAUAAAUUUCUAUUUGGAAUAAUUCAAGUAAAUGUUUCACAAGAGGUAAAUUCCAAAUCUAGUACACAAAAGAUUCUGAAAUUAUCUACAGCUAAAAUGGGAUGGUCAUAAGAAAGUAAUAUUAAAAACUUUUAGUAUAGAGACUAAAUUGUAAAUAUAUUAGUGAAGCCUGAAGUGUUAAAGAAUUUAGAAUAAAUUAAGUACUUGCAAUGGAUAGGAAAUUAUGACUAAAAUAAAAAAAAAGUUGGCAGAUGGGAGAUUACUUGGAAUGGUGAAAAUUUAAAUAAUGUUGGAGGAGAGUAUCUAGAUGGUAGAAAGACAGGGUAGUGGAAAGAUCUAACAUAGAAUUAUUGGAGGUAUGCUCUUUAAUCUAGGAAAAAUAGUUAAGCUUAGGUAUAUGAAAUUGGCAAAUACGAAAACAACAUUAGAAAGGGAGUUUGGGAGUUUGUCUAUAACAAUUAUAAGAUGUAUUUUAUUUACUUAUCAAAUUUUAAGCGGAGGGGGGUAAUUCAAUAAUGAUGGUAAUAAACAAGGAAAAUGGAUUGAUCUAUUUGAAAAUUUUUUUUACAAUGCUUAAGUCACUUAUAAUGGUGAAUAUAAUAUGAAUAAUAUGAAGGUAGGCAGAUGGGAUAUUAUGUAUGAUAAAGUUAGAGAUCGACAAUAUAAAUAAAUGUAAAUAUUAUUUAUAGUGGUGGUGGAUAAUAUGAUAAAGAAGGAAAUUAAAAAAAGAUUGGAAAGUGGGUGGAACUGUUUGAAGGGUUUCAAUUGAAUGCUUAAGUCACUUAUAAUGGUGAAUAUAAUAUAAAUAGUAUGAAGGUAGGUAGAUGGGAUAUUAUGUAUUGUUAAAUUGGAAAAUAGGAAUAUCAAUAAAUGUAAAUAUUAUUUGUUUAAAAGACUUAAACAUAUAGUGGUGGCGGAUCAUAUGAUUAAGAAGGAAAUUAAAAAAAGAUUGGAAAGUGGGUAGAAUUGUUUGAAGGGUUUUAGUAAUUAGCUAAAGUCACUUAUGAUGGUGAAUACAAUAUGAAUAAUAUGAAGGUAGGUAAAUGGGAUAUUAUGUUUGAAGGAGAUUGGAUGUAAAUAUUAUAGAAUUUAUAAGAAUAUUUAAAUAUCUAUAUUUAUAGUGGUGGUGGAUAAUAUGAUAAAGAAGGAAAUUAGAACAAGAUUGGGAAUUGGGUAGAAUUGUUUGAAGGUUUUCAUUGGAAGGCUUAAGUCAUUUAUAAUGGUGAAUAUAAUAUGAACAAUAUGAAGGUAGGUAGAUGGGAUAUUAUGUAUUGUAAAAAUGCAACAGCAGAAUAUAAAUAAAUGUAAAUAUUAUAGAAUUUAUAAGAAUAUUUAAAUAUCUAUAAUUAUAGUGGUGGUGGAUAAUAUGAUAAAGAAGGAAAUUAAAAAAAGAUUGGAAAGUGGGUAGAAUUGUUUGAAGGGUUUUAGUAUGAUGCUUAAGUCACUUAUAAUGGUGAAUAUAAUAUGAACAAUAUGAAGGUAGGUAGAUGGGAUAUUAUGUAUUGUAAAUGGGAUGAAAAAGAAUUUAAAUAAAUGUAAAUAUUAUUUAUUUAUAAGAAUAUUUAAUAUUCUUCUAGUGGUGGUGGAAAAUAUGAUUAAGAAGGAAAUUAGAAAAAGAUUGGGAGUUGGGUAGAAUUGGAUGAAGAGUUUGGAAAGUGGGAAGAAUAGAUAAAAGGACCUUAGUAUUGUAAUUAAGUCACUCAUAAUGGUGAAUAUAAUAUGAAAGGUCAAAAAGUAGGUAUUUGGGUAGAAAUGGAUAUAAAGCAUAAUUACAAAAGAGGAGAAAAGAAAUAUGAUAUUUGA
Messenger RNA from Paramecium sonneborni, 2676 nucleotides. NCBI's taxonomy places the organism in Eukaryota, Ciliophora, Oligohymenophorea, Peniculida, Parameciidae. The record is from the annotation of a GenBank genome assembly.